This is a messenger RNA of Anoplopoma fimbria (sablefish), 7735 nucleotides long. Its product is annotated as plasma membrane calcium-transporting ATPase 1-like. Gene Ontology annotation, biological process: calcium ion transmembrane transport; regulation of cytosolic calcium ion concentration. The record is from RefSeq and is a predicted model, not a curated record. Gene Ontology annotation, cellular component: membrane; intracellular membrane-bounded organelle. NCBI's taxonomy places the organism in Eukaryota, Metazoa, Chordata, Actinopteri, Perciformes, Anoplopomatidae. Gene Ontology annotation, molecular function: ATP hydrolysis activity; PDZ domain binding; P-type calcium transporter activity.
UUGGGGGUCUUGUUUCUUGUCUCCGGUCCUCUGGUUUGAUUGUGUCGGACCCUCCCAGUCCCUCCCAGUCCUCCCAGUCCCUCCCACCGCCGUGCAGAGUCCUCCUCACUGGUCUGCUCUCCACAGCCACCGCUCCUAAAACCUGCCUUUCUAUUCUGUCCAUUCUAGCAGAAAGAGAAAGAGAGAAAGAGAGAGAGAGAGAAAAGGGGAGUUUAUUUUUCCUUCCUUGAACCGGAUUGAUUUUUCUUUUUCUUUUUUUCUUCUGGAUUUGUUUCCUUCCUCUUCCUCUUCCUCCAGAGCUCAUGCGUCCUCCGCCAGUUCAAACAAACUGGUUUUAGAAACCCAGUGGUGGUGGUGGGGAGGGUUUGGGGGACAUUUGAAGACCUUUUUCUUUAUUCCCAGUCUGUCAAUCAUCUUUCCACCACUGCAGUUGUCAACUUGUGAAAUGGACAAACCCCUCUGAAGGCUCUGCGAGAGACGCUCUGCCUCCCCGGACACCACGCACCGACACUGGACGUGAUUUGGCACCAGGACCCCCCUACUGGAGAGACCAGAACAUGUUUACUCCCCUGUUUCCAUGGUAACCCGAGAGGAGCAUGCACGUCCGGAUCAGGAGUUAACCUCAGCGCUCAUCUGCUCUGCCUGCCUACCUGUGAGAACCACACUACCCACAAUUCCUGUGAACUGACGGCCCAGUCUGACGCCUAGAUCGAUUUUAAUAAAACAAACGGGAAAAAAAAGACACAACAGAGGGACAAAAAAAACUACAAAAACAACACUAACCACACUGCCGACAUGGCCAACAACACGGCGGACCACCCUCCGGGGAAUUCGGUCGCAGAGGGCAACCAUGACGGGGACUUUGGGGUGACGGUGAUGGAUCUGAGGGAGCUGAUGGAGCUGCGGAGCGCCGAGGCCGUCAGCAAGAUUCAGGAGACGCACGGAGACGUGCAGGGCAUCUGCCGCCGCCUGAAGACAUCGCCUAUAGAAGGUCUGUCUGGUAACCCCGUUGACUUGGAGAAACGUCACACGUCGUUUGGAAAGAACUUCAUCCCCCCCAAGAAGGCCAAGACGUUCCUGCAGCUGGUGUGGGAGGCUCUGCAGGACGUCACGCUCAUUAUUCUGGAAAUCGCUGCCAUCAUCUCGCUGGGCCUGUCCUUCUACCAUCCACCAGGGGGCGACAGUGAAGCAUGUGGCGAGGUCGCAGGUGGCGUGGAGGACGAGGGCGAGUCCCAGGCCGGUUGGAUCGAGGGCGCCGCCAUCCUGUUCUCGGUCAUCAUCGUCGUCCUGGUGACGGCCUUCAACGACUGGUCCAAGGAGAAGCAGUUCCGCGGGCUGCAGAAUCGUAUCGAGCAAGAGCAAAGGUUUACCGUCAUUCGCAAAGGCCAGGUGAUCCAGAUCCCCGUGGCCGAGAUCGUGGUGGGAGACAUCGCUCAGAUCAAAUACGGAGACCUGCUGCCUGCUGACGGGAUCCUGAUCCAGGGCAACGACCUGAAGAUUGACGAGAGCUCUCUGACUGGAGAGUCCGAUCAAGUCCGAAAGUCUUUGGAGAAGGACCCCAUGCUGCUGUCCGGGACCCAUGUGAUGGAGGGAUCAGGCAGGAUGGUGGUGUCAGCCGUCGGCCUCAACUCUCAAACUGGCAUCAUCUUCACUCUGCUGGGCGCCGGAGAGAACGAAGAAGAGAAGAAGGUCAAGAAAAGUAAAAAACAAGGACCCCCCGAAAAUCGCAACAAAGCCAAAACCCAGGACGGCAUCGCCCUGGAGAUCCAGCCGCUGAAGAGCGAGGAGGCCACCGAGUCGGAGGAGAAGGAGGAGAAAGAGGAGGUCAAACCAGUGAAGAAGGUCAACGUGACCAAGAAGGAGAAGUCGGUGCUGCAGGGCAAACUGACCAAACUGGCCGUGCAGAUCGGGAAAGCUGGUCUGAUCAUGUCGGCUGUGACCGUCAUCAUCCUCAUCCUCUACUUUGUGAUCGACAACUUCGGGAUCCAGGGUCGCUCCUGGGUGGCCGAGUGCACCCCCAUCUACAUCCAGUACUUCGUCAAGUUCUUCAUCAUCGGCGUGACGGUGCUGGUGGUGGCCGUUCCUGAGGGGCUGCCUCUUGCCGUCACCAUCUCUCUGGCCUACUCCGUCAAGAAAAUGAUGAAGGACAACAACCUGGUGCGUCACCUGGACGCCUGUGAGACCAUGGGCAACGCCACGGCCAUCUGCUCCGACAAGACGGGCACGCUGACCAUGAACCGGAUGACGGUGGUGCAGGCGUACAUCGGUGACACGCACUACAAAUCCGUCCCCGAACCCGACGCCCUCAAACCAGACACUCUGGAAGUUAUGAUCAACAGCAUCUCCAUCAACUCGGCGUACACCACCAAGAUCCUGCCUCCGGAGAAAGAGGGCGGCCUUCCUCGCCACGUGGGCAACAAGACGGAGUGUGCUCUGCUGGGCAUGGUACUGGAGCUGAAGAGGGACUACCAGCCGAUCAGAGAUGAGGUCCCAGAAGAGAAACUCUACAAGGUUUACACCUUCAACUCCUCCCGCAAGUCCAUGAGCACGGUGCUGAAGAACGCUGACGGAGGUUACCGCAUGUACAGCAAAGGAGCGUCGGAGAUCGUCCUCAGAAAAUGCUCCCGUAUCUUGGACGCCCAGGGUCAGGCUCGCGUCUUCAAGCCGAAGGACCGUGACGAGAUGGUGCGAAAGGUGAUCGAGCCGAUGGCGUGCGACGGUCUGAGGACCAUCUGCGUGGCCUACAGGGACUUCCCCGCCGAGGCCGGAGAGCCCAACUGGGAGAACGAGAACGACAUCCUGAACGAGCUCACCUGCAUCGUCGUGGUCGGCAUCGAGGACCCCGUCAGACCUGAGGUACCUGAGGCUAUUACCAAGUGCCAGCGUGCAGGCAUCACCGUCCGUAUGGUUACCGGGGACAACAUCAACACGGCCCGCGCCAUCGCAUCCAAGUGUGGCAUCCUGCUGCCCGGAGAGGACUUCCUGUGCAUGGAGGGAAAAGAGUUCAACCAGCAGAUCAGAAACGACCAGGGAGAGGUGGAACAAGAGCGUCUGGACAAAGUUUGGCCCAAACUACGUGUUCUGGCUCGUUCCUCUCCGACAGACAAACACACUCUGGUCAAAGGUAUCAUCGACAGCCUGGUGGGUGAAACCCGGCAGGUGGUGGCGGUGACAGGAGACGGUACCAACGACGGCCCCGCUCUCAAGAAAGCUGACGUUGGCUUCGCCAUGGGAAUCGCCGGCACAGACGUGGCCAAGGAGGCGUCCGACAUCAUCCUGACCGACGACAACUUCACCAGCAUCGUCAAGGCCGUGAUGUGGGGGAGGAACGUCUACGACAGCAUCUCAAAGUUCCUGCAGUUCCAGCUGACCGUCAACGUGGUGGCCGUGAUCGUGGCGUUCACCGGCGCCUGCAUCACUCAGGACUCCCCUCUGAAGGCCGUCCAGAUGCUGUGGGUCAACCUCAUCAUGGACACCCUGGCGUCUCUCGCUCUGGCCACCGAGCCGCCCACCGAGUCUCUGCUGCUGCGUAGACCGUACGGCCGCAACAAGCCGCUCAUCUCCAGGACCAUGAUGAAGAACAUCCUGGGUCACGCCGUCUACCAGCUCACCAUCAUCUUCACCCUGCUCUUCGCUGGCGAGUCCAUUUUCGACAUUGAUAACGGACGUAACUCUCCCCUUCACUCGCCGCCGUCGGAGCACUACACCAUCGUGUUCAACGUGUUCGUCAUGAUGCAGCUCUUCAACGAGAUCAACGCCAGGAAGAUCCACGGAGAGAGGAACGUGUUCGAGGGCAUCUACAGGAACCCCAUCUUCUGCAGCGUCGUCCUGGGGACCUUCGCCCUACAGAUCGUCAUCGUUCAGUUCGGAGGGAAGCCGUUCUCCUGCACGGCUCUGACCAUCGACCAGUGGCUGUGGUGUGUCUUCAUCGGUGUCGGAGAGCUGCUGUGGGGACAGCUGAUCUCGGCCAUCCCCACCCACCACCUGAAGUUCCUGAAGGAAGCAGGUCACGGCACCACGAAGGAGGAGAUGCACGAGGAGGAGCUGACGGAGGGCGCCGACGAGAUCGACCACGCCGAGAUGGAGCUGAGGAGAGGCCAGAUCCUCUGGUUCAGAGGCCUGAACCGCAUCCAGACUCAGAUUAAGGUGGUGAACGCGUUCCGUAGCUCCCUGUACCCGCUGGAGAGCCCAGAGUCCCGUAGCUCCAUCCACAGCUUCAUGGCCCAUCCCGAGUUCGUCCCCCAGUCCGAGGAGGAGGCCCGCAACCCCAUCAUGGAGGAGACCGGAGACGAGAUCGACCCCCCCCCAGCGCCGCCUCCUCCUCCGGGGGCGGCGGCCGGAGGCGGAGGAGGAGGAGAGCCGCCCAGCAGCUUCCCACGCAGCUGCGAGUCAUCCAUCUGAGCUCCUCCAUCCUCCUCCUCCUCCUCCUCCUCCACCUCCCUCCUCUUUUGUCAGCAUCAUCUGUCAUCCCACCAACUGAACUGUCGCACUGAGGAGGGAAGUCGCUCUGCAUCCCGUCAUCCUGCACACACACACACACACACACACACACACACACACACACACACACGCUCGCGCAUCACAUCGUCUCCACCCCCCAGUCAUUCCUGCCACAUUGUGUCUUUCAUAAACUGUGGCGUCGUUCUGCCUGUAAGUUUGUUCUUCCACCUCCAUCAUCACCACACACGCACACACAUACGUAUGAGAAGGUGGAGUCCAAAGUCUCCACCGUGGAAGUCCCGUCUUUUGUCCAUUCAUGUAUAUUUUUUAACCUUGAUGAUCAUUUUGAGAAAAUCUUUUUAAACUACGUUGGGUUCGAUCUUCGCGGGACUCGCAGCAGCAUGUCGUGUUUCUGUAACUUGCUUCAUUCCGGUGUAACGCUCUCAAAAAACGGCACAGAACUUUUCAAAGAGUGCAGUGAUGCCCGUGUACAUACGCUUCUUUUCUUUCUCCGCUCCUCUACACAGCUAACAGCCGGGGUUUUGGUGAUCAGAAGAUUUCUUUUUUUUAAGGCAAAAUGCAAAAAUGUAACCUUUUUUUGUUUUUGUUUGUUUUUGUUUGUUUUUAAAAAAAACCUCUAAAGAAUGUUAAUUGAUGGUUGAUUCAAACGCCUGAGAAUGUCUUGUGAGUGUGACACUACAGUGUUCAAGGUUCAACUGUUAAAAAGAAAUGUUCUUCCCUUUAUCGUGUCUGUAUGUGUUGCUUUUUUUUCUUUUUUUUUAUCAGCCGUGCUGCAUGUUGAAGGACAGAAUGUUUACUACCCCAAAAAUAGCUAACACGGCGGCGUCCAGAGGGGGCUGGCUCUCUGCUCGGUGGGGGUCCGACCUCAUCUCAUCCAGUCUAGGUUCUGGUUCUCUCUGCCCCCCCCCACUGCGUCCACAGUGUCGACAGGAAACAGGAGCGUGGCUCUUGUUCAGUAGGAUGCAUGUUGUGUUUCAUUCGUGUUGAGUCGCAUGAUAAUUUAGGGAAUGAAUAUUUGGGAUUCUGUUUUUUCGACGGCCGUAUGUGUUUAUCUGCAGCAGCUUCUUGUCAGAACAACUUUAACUUCCUGUCUGUAGGACUGAACUUCCUGUUACCACAAAAGGACAGAAAACAGACUCAUCAGUUCUCACAUACAGUUUCUGUCGCCGUAGUCUGCGGCUUCAGUUCGUUUAGGUCGAACAAAUGGAAAGAAACUAAACCAGAAUACUUCAUAGAUGAGGCAUUCAAUGUCUCAAGGUCUCCUUCCUCUUCCCCUCCUCUGACAGGCUCAUAUUAGAUAAGACCCGCCCACUUGAGGUGUGACGACCAAUCAAAAGUGACAACCUGUGACCGUGACACUGUGAGGCGACCCCCCCCCGCUAAAAAACUGCCCACUGUGCCGCUAAGUGUAAUUUGGAUCAGAGCCGACGAAACAUUUAGCUCUCCGACCUGAACACUACUGCCAUUCAUCUCUUUGCCUCUUCAAAAUAAAAGCCCUAGAGUUCGAUGCUUUCUACUGCUGCUUAUUUAGAUCUGUGUUGCAGCUAACCUUGCACAACCAGAACGCGGACCAAUUGCUGGCAGCUAGGCACGAAGUUCAGGUGUGUGUGAGACGACACGGAGAGGCAACUGUUAGCUGAAAGAGGUUAGCAUCGAUGCAGCAAUUGCGUCAGGUAUAUCAGAACUGGAGAGUAUUUCUUUUUGCCAUUUUCCAAACAUUUUAGAAGAAGGCUUCUCAGAUGGUUCUCGGCAGUAAACCAUCAUGUUAGGUUGCAGUUGCACCACACUUAGAAAGGUUUCCCAGACGCAUCUUGAAGCUCUUCCUGGUGGUUUUCUAAGUGUUCCCAGACCAGUUUGGAUACAUAAUCCCCACAGUGUGUUCUGGAUCUGCUGGGGGUCUGAAGGUAGAUCUCAGUUUGCAGAGGGUCCAGAGGGGAACCGCUCCAGUAUCGAUGCGUCUGUUUUUUUCCGCUCACAGUGCAGGACGUUCAAUCCAGACAGGAAGUUGAUGGAUCUCUGAACAGCGUCUGGACCGUCUCUGUGUUUGAGACAAAUCUUAGUACCGGUUCUGACGUUUCUGUUCCCCUCGUUGAACUAAAUCAGUGACAUCACACAGCCAGCAGCAGAGAAGGUGUUUGAUCAUCAUCAUCAUCAUCAUCAUCUUCGUCAUCAUGCCUCUCCCACUGUGCUGUGUUUGAUUGGCGAUUAAUAGGAGACUGAUGAUGUCACCGGUCAGCCUGUAUAGUUAAAAUCCACUGUGUGAGUCACCGCCGCCGCCGCCGCCGCUCAGUACUUCCUGCCUGCCGUUGUCCACAGAUUACCGUCUUAAAAAGAGGAAGGACUCAUCUUCCAAUCAGAAGCAGCGAUGUGUGUGUAAUCCCCGUCUUAGUCUGACUAGCAGCCAUCAUCCCGUGUGCUACUACUGCCAUAUUUCCAACUUUUUGUCAUGACUAGGUUCUUCCUCUCCCCUCUGAUGAGCUUUUUCUAUGUAACUCAGAGCCAUAUUUUAUAGGUUGUCUGUAUUGUUUUUUUAUCUCAUUGUUAUCGAGGUUUCCUUUGGACUUUCUCCCCCCCCCUCCCUCCCACACACACCUCCUCCCUCCCACGGCCCCCCUUUUACUCCAAACACGACCAAAAAGCAAAGGAGAAAAAUCUUCAGUCGUCACUGCCGAACUAAGUUUAAAGGACCUCUACAAUGUUUACAUGAAAAAGCGAGUGGGUGGCAGUCUGCCUGCACUUAUCUCAUCCGACCACUUCCCUUUCAUUCCCUUGCUUUCCUGAAUCUUAGAGUUACUAUUUAACUGAAUGGGGAAUCUUUCUUGCAUGGUUUUCAUAUAAAAUUCAAUGUUUUGCUCAUUUUUUACAAUUCUUCUGUAUUUUUAUAUUAAGUACUUUUUAAUAUUUUGGAGAUAUAUGAAUAUAUAUGUAUAGGCUGAAGAGCUUGGUGACAGUACAGUACAUGAAUGAGAUGAAUCUAACGUGGACUCUGUCUUUUUACAGCUCUCUCUAAUAUUUAUGCCACGUGUGUCAUCUUGGUCACCUGAUGUUAGGGCUCAGAAACCUGCAGUGACUUGUUUACUUCCUGUCGGCCGCUCAAUUGGAAUCUCAACAGUCUAGUCUCAUCGGCCCCCUUUUGACAUGAGUAUAUUCACUUAAUCUAAGAUGUUGUGACACACUACACGCUAUGUGAUUUCGCAGUUAUCCAACUCCAUUAGAGUGCAGCCAAUGCAAGGUGAAUCAAACAUUAAAUGGGAGUGUAUAAUUAUUUAUCCAA